Thlaspi arvense is the source of this 1822-nucleotide messenger RNA. The record is from the annotation of a GenBank genome assembly. NCBI's taxonomy places the organism in Eukaryota, Viridiplantae, Streptophyta, Magnoliopsida, Brassicales, Brassicaceae.
GAAAGAGUUAGCGUCAUUGCAAGUAGAAAAGGCCAAAAUAGAGAGCGGCCAAAACGGAAGCAGAAAAAACUCAUCAUUCCUUUCUUUUACUUCAUCUCCUCCCUUCUUCGCUCAUCGCCAUAACCACACCACAGAGAAAGCUUCCUGUAAUCGCAAACUCUAAAGUUUCCCCUUUGAUGGGCUGAUUAUUACAUUUGGACUCAACACCUGUUUAUACAAAUAUCUACGAGAUCAAGCUUUGCUUGCCUCUAAUUUGGUGGAAUUUCUUACAAAGGGUUUCAAUUAAGAGUGUCACAUUUUCGGAUUUAUCUCAUCAUCUUUCGUCAAAGUUUCGAUAUUUACGAAUUUUUUUUUUUACUGAGAACUGCCGUUCUGUUUAUUGGGAAUCUGAUCCAAUGGCUGCGAUAACUGAGAUGCCCACUGAUGUUGUCAACGAUGUUCAUGAAAUUAGUGUCAAUAGCGAUGGCGAAAAGAUCGUUGGCGACGGAAUUGAGAAGAGCUCGAUCACGGGUUCUAAAACUGAAUCCGAGCUCGAACCCGAAUCCCAGAUAGAUAUGCAGAAGCUUGUGGCGAUGUUCAAGAAACUGAACCCUUUGGCUAAGGAGUUUUUCCCUUCUUACUACAACCCGAAGAAGAACAAUCAGAUUGGUAAAGGCAGUCAAUUUCUGUCCGCUGACGACUUUCCGGCCACGAAGAAGCAUUCCGGUGAAGAACUUGAUCCUGAUGGCAAGAAGGAUGACAAUACCCGGAAGAGAAGAAACAAUUAUAGCCAAGGGAGGAGGAGGUUAACCGGAAGAAUUUCUAAGGCUCAGAGAGAGGAUAGUAUUAGAAGAACAGUAUAUGUUUCUGACAUUGACCAGAAUGUGACUGAGGAAGGUCUUGCUGACUUGUUUAGUAACUGUGGACAAAUAAUGUUUUGUGAAGUAACAGUGAGUUUUUCUUUUGUGAAGGUUGUUGAUUGUCGAAUCUGUGGGGAUCCACAUUCAGUUCUUCGAUUUGCUUUUGUUGAGUUUGCUGAUGACCAGGGUGCACGGGAAGCUUUAAGCCUUGGUGGAACAAUGCUAGGGUUCUACCCGGUGAGGGUCUUACCCUCCAAAACUGCUAUUCUUCCAGUGAAUCCCACGUUUCUUCCCAGGUCAGAAGAUGAAAGGGAGAUGUGUACCAGGACAAUCUAUUGCACAAAUAUCGACAAGAAGGUUUCUCAAGCUGAUGUGAGAAACUUCUUUGAGUCGGCAUGUGGUGAGGUCACUCGCCUGAGGCUUCUUGGCGAUCAACUGCAUUCAACUCGCAUAGCUUUUGUUGAAUUUGCUCUGGCAGAUAGUGCGCUUAGGGCGCUCAAUUGCAGCGGGAUGGUCGUUGGAUCCCAGCCAAUAAGGGUAAGUCCAUCAAAGACACCAGUAAGGCCACGAAUGACUCGACCACCGUCCACAAACUAGAACGAGACAUCCAGAAGAAAGAUGAUUGCAAACAUUUCCUUCAGUAACUUUUUGUUUUUCUUUCCGUUUUCCGGUUUAUCUUUUACGUUUUAGAACAGUUAUCUCCAGUUAUGUUUUGUAGCUGGAAACACUAAGAUCCUGCUUCUGAAUCUGGAGUUCUUGUUAGGCUUUGUCUUUUCGACUGAGAUACAGUACUUCCAUCUGUUUCAUCAUCUUUCUCUAAAGGAUUUUUUAGAGCAUUUGCUUUUGAAAGUUCUUGGCUUUUCACAAGAGAUCUUUUUAUUGUUUGCUCUCAGUGCUGAAAAGGUCAUUUUUUUUUUUUAGAUAGAAUAGAAGAAAAAAACUGAAACAAUGUUGGAGGUCUCAGGAGAAAAGCUUUAAUUCCC